Molecule: messenger RNA, 609 nt
Organism: Trichomonas vaginalis G3
Lineage: Eukaryota; Parabasalia; Trichomonadida; Trichomonadidae
Exons: 1
Coding region: 1-609 (202 amino acids)
Source: RefSeq, a predicted model, not a curated record
AUGAUCAUGUUUUGCGUCCCUACAAUUGUAUUUUGGAUUUUUGCUUGCAUUACAGACACAAAUGUUCCUUUAUGCACAUGGAUAUCCAACAUUGGCAUAAACAUAUGCAUUGCUGCUAUUGUUCAAUCAAGUAUAUGCUUAGUUAUGGUUCCAGUAGCUGCAGCUGCAAUUGCUUUUCUAUCUUUAGGAUCAUCACUAUUCAUAGCAUUUUAUAUCCUUGUAAGAGUAUCUCCUUGUGCAGGUGGUCCAGAAUGCUGUACUAAUUCCAUGUCUAACCUGACAAAAGAAAGUCAUGCAAUGAAUCGUGCAAGAAGCAAUAAUAACUGUUGCGAGUGCUGUUCAUGUUGCUCAUACUGCAAAUCUGGGACUUAUGAUCCAAUUCAGGCAGAAGAAGAAGUUUGUUGUGGUCUCACAGAAGAAAAGAUAGAAAACACGUAUGACUGUGUCAGAUUCCUUAGAGAUGUUCGUGCACCUCGUGUAUCCAGAGAAGAGCUCCAAUCUAUUAUGGAAGAAAACGCUUCUAUCCCAGCAACUCCAAAAGCGAUAGGUAUCGCCUUCCACAAGAAGGAUGAUGGAUACAGCAUUGAUAAAAGAGAAUUUGAACAAUAA